Messenger RNA from Harpia harpyja (harpy eagle), 11119 nucleotides. It is a transcript of the gene CACNA1B, whose product is annotated as calcium voltage-gated channel subunit alpha1 B. The record is from RefSeq and is a predicted model, not a curated record. Gene Ontology annotation, molecular function: calcium ion binding; high voltage-gated calcium channel activity. Gene Ontology annotation, cellular component: membrane; neuronal cell body; voltage-gated calcium channel complex. Lineage: Eukaryota; Metazoa; Chordata; Aves; Accipitriformes; Accipitridae. The transcript has 48 exons. Bases 444 to 7511 code for a protein of 2355 amino acids. Gene Ontology annotation, biological process: chemical synaptic transmission; calcium ion import across plasma membrane.
CGGAGCCGGAGCCGGGCUGGGCUGGGCUGGGCACGGCGGAGCUCUCCCGCGGCGGGCACGGCAGCAGCGCAGCCCCUUCCCAGCCCGGAGCCCCCCCGGUCAGCGCGGAAGGGGCCGCGCUCGCCCUGCCGGCCACCCCGCCCGCCCCGGCCAUGAGGUCGGGCCGGAGAGACGGCACCUGUGCGGGGAGGUGAGCGGAGCCCCGGAGCCUUCCUCCUCCCCCGGGCAGCCACAGCGGCGGGGAAGAGGAAGGGGUGGAGGAAGGGAAAGGGAUAUAUAUACACAGUUUUUUUUUUUUAAAUAUACCUAUAUAUUUUACUGCGAUCAAUUCCGACCCCGCAACUGAAGCCCCCGGAGGGAGAAGUGCUGCGCGCUGUGAUGCGUCUUCCUCUCGCCUCGGCUGCCAGUUUGGAUUGUAGCGCCCGGCUCCGUGCACUGAGAGAAUGGCUCGGUUUGGGGAUGAUCUGCCAACCCGCUAUGGAGGUGGAGGGCCGGCCGGGGCUGGAAGAGGGAGCAGCCGGCAAGGUGGCCCCCAAGCCGGCCAAAGGAUGUAUAAGCAGUCGAUGGCUCAGAGGGCCAGGACUAUGGCUCUCUACAACCCCAUCCCUGUCAAACAGAACUGCUUCACAGUCAACAGAUCCCUCUUCAUCUUCAGUGAAGAUAAUGUUAUACGGAAAUACGCCAAGAGAAUAACAGAAUGGCCUCCAUUUGAAUACAUGAUUUUAGCUACAAUCAUAGCCAAUUGUAUUGUGCUGGCCCUGGAACAACAUUUGCCGGAUGGAGACAAGACACCUAUGUCAGAGAGAUUGGAUGACACUGAGCCGUACUUUAUUGGAAUAUUUUGUUUUGAAGCUGGUAUAAAAAUCAUCGCUCUAGGGUUUGUUUUUCAUAAAGGCUCUUACCUCCGAAAUGGUUGGAACGUGAUGGAUUUUGUCGUGGUCCUCACAGGGAUUCUAGCAACUGCUGGGACUGAUUUUGACCUGCGGACCCUGCGGGCUGUCCGAGUGUUACGACCCCUGAAGCUUGUGUCAGGAAUCCCAAGCUUGCAGGUUGUCCUCAAGUCCAUCAUGAAGGCGAUGGUGCCCUUGCUUCAGAUCGGGCUGCUCCUUUUCUUCGCCAUCGUGAUGUUUGCCAUCAUCGGGCUGGAGUUUUACAUGGGGAAGUUUCAUAAAACCUGCUUCUCUAACGAGACGGGUGAUGAGGUGGGAGAUUUUCCUUGUGGAGAGGAGCCUCCUGCCAGGCAGUGUGAGAGUGGGACCACCUGCAGGGAGUACUGGCAAGGGCCCAACUAUGGCAUCACCAACUUUGACAACAUCCUCUUUGCUGUGCUCACCGUCUUCCAGUGCAUCACCAUGGAGGGAUGGACCGACAUCCUCUACAAUACAAAUGAUGCUGCAGGAAAUACCUGGAACUGGCUUUAUUUCAUCCCUCUCAUCAUCAUUGGUUCUUUCUUCAUGCUCAACUUGGUGCUGGGUGUCUUAUCAGGAGAAUUUGCAAAAGAACGAGAGAGGGUAGAAAAUCGUCGAGCUUUCCUGAAACUCCGUAGGCAGCAGCAAAUUGAACGGGAACUAAACGGAUACUUGGAGUGGAUCUUCAAAGCAGAGGAGGUUAUGCUGGCAGAGGAAGACAAGAAUGCAGAAGAGAAAUCUCCUCUGGACGGGAGGGCCGCCUCGGAAGGGCCGAUUCAACAAGGCACGGCACCGGCAGAGACUAGCAGCGGCAGCAGCUACAACAUGUUGAAACGAGCUGCAAUAAAGAAGAGCAAAAAUGACCUGAUUCAUGCUGAAGAAGGUGAGGACCAUUUCACAGACAUUUGCUCCGUUGGGUCUCCUUUUGCCCGUGCCAGUUUGAAGAGUGGGAAGAACGAGAGCUCGUCCUACUUCAGGAGGAAAGAGAAAAUGUUCCGGUUCUUCAUCCGGCGCAUGGUGAAAGCUCAGAGCUUCUACUGGAUUGUCCUCUGUGUGGUCGCCCUCAACACACUCUGCGUUGCGAUGGUGCACUAUGACCAGCCGGAGAAGCUCACCACUGCGCUGUACUUUGCAGAGUUUGUUUUUCUGGGUCUGUUCCUUACUGAGAUGUCUUUGAAGAUGUAUGGACUAGGGCCAAGAAAUUACUUCCACUCUUCAUUCAACUGCUUUGACUUUGGGGUCAUCGUGGGAAGUAUAUUUGAAGUUAUUUGGGCUGCAGUGAAACCAGGUACCUCAUUUGGCAUCAGCGUAUUGAGAGCACUUCGACUGCUGAGGAUUUUCAAAGUAACAAAGUACUGGAAUUCCCUGAGGAAUCUGGUGGUCUCCUUGCUGAACUCCAUGAAGUCCAUCAUCAGUUUGCUCUUCCUGCUGUUCCUGUUCAUUGUGGUGUUUGCUUUGCUGGGGAUGCAGCUCUUUGGAGGGCAAUUCAAUUUCCAAGAUGAAACACCAACCACGAAUUUCGAUACCUUCCCUGCCGCCAUACUCACAGUAUUCCAGAUCCUGACGGGGGAAGACUGGAACGCAGUGAUGUACCACGGGAUAGAGUCGCAGGGUGGUGUCCGCUCGGGGAUGUUCUCCUCCAUUUACUUCAUCGUCCUGACGUUGUUUGGUAACUAUACGCUCCUGAAUGUCUUCUUGGCUAUUGCUGUUGACAAUCUGGCAAAUGCCCAAGAGCUGACCAAGGACGAGGAGGAGAUGGAGGAAGCCACCAAUCAAAAGCUCGCCCUGCAAAAGGCCAAGGAAGUGGCAGAAGUCAGCCCCAUGUCUGCAGCUAACAUUUCCAUAGCCGCCAAGCAGCAGAACUCCUCCAAAUCCAAGUCUGUUUGGGAGCAGAGGACCAGCCAGAUCCGGAUGCACAAUUUCCGAGCCAGCUGCGAGGCACUGUACAACGAGCUGGAUCCGGAGGAGCGGGUGCGUUACGCUACCACCCUUCACAUCAGGCCAGACAUGAAGACUCAUUUGGAUCGGCCGCUGGUGGUAGAGCCGAGGGGUGAAGGGAGGAACAACAUUAGCAAGUUGAGCCCUGUGGAUGUGCAGGAGGUGGAGCAGACCAAAGUCAGCUCUACUGAUGGGGCAGAAGCUCCACGAAAGCACCACCGGCAUCGGGAUAAGGACAAACUGGGAGAGCAAGAAAAGGGUGAUGUGACCAAGGAUGAGAAUGGGGAAUCUGGUGCCAACAAUAAGGAGGAGCGGCACCGGCAGCACAGGAGCCGCAGCAAGGAGGUGGAAGGGGGGAGUAAGGAAGGGAAAAGUGAUCGCAACAGGAGUCAGGAAGGGGGAAAGAGGCACCAUCGCCGAGGGUCAGUGGAAGAAAGUGCUGAGAAGGAGCACCGUAGGCAUCGGACUCACCGGCACUCUGCUGAACGGCAAGGCAAGGAAGGCAACGGGACAAUCAACGGGGCCAGGAGCGAGCGACGUUCCCGACACCGGGGAGGGUCGAGGUCUGGGAACCGGGAAGGAGAGCCUGGGUCUAAGGGUGAGAAUGGAGAAGAGCCUCACAGACGGCACAGGUUCAGGAACAGGGCGCUGUCAACGUACGAUUCGGUGGAGAAGGAGAACGGGGAGAAGGAGGGGGAGGCUGGCGAGAAGGAGCACCGGAAUCAUCAGCCCAAGGAGAAUCAGUGUGAGAUUGAGGCUAGUGGAAGUGUCAGUGUCCCUGUGCACACCCUUCCCAGCACCUAUCUGCAGAAAGUGCCGGAGCAGCCAGAAGAUGCUGACAACCAGAAGAACGUGACACGGAUGAUUCAGCCACCUCUGGACAAAACCACCACUGUGAACAUCCCUGUCACUAUCACUGCCCCACCGGGGGAAACCACUGUCAUACCAAUGAACAACGUUGAAUUUGAAAGUAAAGCAGAGGAGAAGAAAGACGUUGAUGACUUGACGAAAAAUGGGCCUAAACCAAUCUUGCCUUACAGUUCCAUGUUUAUCCUAAGUCCUACAAAUCCGAUUCGGCGUCUGUUCCACUACAUUGUCAACCUGCGCUAUUUCGAGAUGGUCAUCCUCAUAGUUAUAGCCCUCAGCAGCAUUGCCCUGGCUGCAGAAGACCCUGUCCAAGCCGAGUCACCGAGGAACGAUGCUCUGAAAUACUUGGAUUAUAUAUUUACAGGUGUCUUUACCUUUGAGAUGGUGAUCAAGAUGAUUGACUUGGGGCUGUUACUCCACCCUGGCUCCUACUUCCGUGACCUGUGGAAUAUCCUGGACUUCAUUGUGGUCAGUGGGGCCUUGGUGGCAUUUGCCUUCUCAGGAACCAAAGGCAAGGACAUCAACACAAUCAAGUCCCUGCGAGUUCUGCGGGUUCUAAGACCACUGAAGACCAUUAAACGGCUGCCAAAACUAAAGGCUGUCUUUGACUGCGUGGUGAAUUCCCUGAAGAACGUCCUCAAUAUCCUCAUAGUUUACAUGCUCUUCAUGUUCAUUUUUGCCGUCAUUGCUGUGCAGCUCUUCAAAGGCAGAUUCUUCUACUGCACCGAUGAGUCAAAGGAGCUGGAGAAGGACUGCAGGGGUCAGUACCUCGAUUAUGAAAAAAAUGAGGUGGAGGCGCAGCCGAGGGAAUGGAAAAAAUACGAGUUCCACUAUGACAACGUGCUCUGGGCUCUGCUCACGCUUUUCACUGUCUCCACAGGCGAAGGGUGGCCAACUGUGCUGAAGCACUCAGUGGAUGCUACCUACGAGGAACAGGGUCCCAGCCCUGGCUACCGAAUGGAAAUGUCUAUCUUUUACGUGGUGUAUUUUGUUGUCUUCCCUUUUUUCUUUGUGAACAUCUUUGUGGCGUUAAUCAUCAUCACCUUCCAAGAGCAAGGAGAUAAAGUGAUGUCAGAAUGCAGCCUUGAGAAAAACGAGAGGGCCUGCAUAGACUUCGCCAUAAGUGCCAAGCCACUGACCCGCUACAUGCCUCAGAACAAGCAAUCUUUUCAGUACAAGAUGUGGAAAUUUGUGGUGUCCCCUCCCUUUGAGUAUUUUAUCAUGGUCAUGAUUGCACUCAAUACCAUUGUCCUAAUGAUGAAGUUCUAUGACGCUCCAGAAGCAUAUGAAGAAAUGUUGAAAUGCCUGAAUAUUGUGUUUACAUCCAUGUUUUCAAUGGAAUGUGUGCUGAAGAUCAUUGCCUUUGGUGUGCUGAAUUAUUUCCGAGAUGCCUGGAAUGUCUUUGAUUUUGUAACAGUGUUGGGAAGUAUUACUGAUAUUUUAGUAACAGAGAUUGCGGACAACUUCAUCAACCUCAGCUUCCUGCGGCUCUUCAGGGCAGCGAGACUUAUCAAGCUCCUUCGUCAGGGUUACACUAUCCGCAUCUUGCUCUGGACAUUUGUGCAGUCUUUUAAGGCCUUGCCUUAUGUGUGUCUCCUCAUUGCAAUGCUCUUCUUCAUCUAUGCCAUUAUUGGCAUGCAGGUAUUCGGAAACAUUGCGCUAGAUGAUGAAACCUCCAUUAAUCGACACAAUAACUUCCGUACCUUCCUCCAAGCCCUGAUGCUUCUGUUCAGGAGUGCCACAGGGGAAGCCUGGCACGAGAUCAUGCUGUCGUGCCUGAGUAACAGAGCCUGCGACCCACUCUCCGGCCUCACCAAAAAUGAAUGUGGCAGCGAUUUUGCCUACUUCUACUUUGUGUCAUUCAUCUUCCUGUGCUCCUUCCUGAUGUUAAACCUGUUUGUGGCUGUGAUUAUGGACAAUUUUGAAUACCUGACAAGAGACUCCUCCAUCCUUGGGCCCCAUCAUUUGGAUGAGUUUGUUCGUGUCUGGGCUGAAUAUGACCCAGCUGCCUGUUGCCGGAUUCAUUAUAAGGAUAUGUACAAUUUGUUACGUGUAAUUGCUCCACCCCUGGGCUUAGGAAAGAAGUGCCCUCAUAGGGUGGCAUACAAGCGCCUGGUGCGGAUGAACAUGCCAAUCUCGCCUGAAGAUUUAACCGUCCACUUCACAUCCACUCUGAUGGCCUUGAUCCGCACUGCCCUAGAAAUCAAACUGGCCUCAGGGGGUGUUAAACAGCACCAGUGUGAUGCUGAGUUGAGAAAGGAGAUCUCGCUGGUUUGGCCCAAUCUGUCCCAGAAGACUCUGGAUUUGCUGGUGCCUCCUCACAAACCCGACGAGAUGACUGUGGGGAAGGUCUAUGCAGCGCUGAUGAUAUUUGACUUCUACAAGCAGAAUAAGAACAGCAGGGAGCAAGUCCACCAGCCGCCUGGAGGCCUGUGCCAGCCUGGACCAGUAUCGCUCUUCCACCCCCUGAAGGCUACUUUGGAGCAAACCCAGCCCUCAGCAUUCAACAACGCAAAGGCGUUCCUUCGCCAGAAAAGCUCAGCUUCACUCAACAAUGGGGGUGCAUUGCCAGCCCCAGAGGGUGGGAUCAAAGAGUCCAGUUCUUGGGGAACCCAACGCACCCAGGACAUGUUUUAUGAAACCAGGACACCGGCUUUUGAACGAGGCCACUCAGAAGAAAUCCCCAUUGAACGGGUGGUAGAAAUGAGGGAAAUCAGCCCUACACUUGCCAACGGAGAGCACCAACCAGGCCUGGAGAGCCAGGGGCGGGCAGCUUCCAUGCCGCGCCUGGCCGCUGAAACUCAGAGGAGCAAAGCACGGUCACCUGGGAGUUACCUAGCACCCAUCCCGGACACGAGCCCCAUGAAGCGCUCCGUCUCCACGCUGACCCCACAGCGCCCUCACGCCAUGCACCUCUACGAGUACUCCUUGGAGCGCAUGCCGCCGGAGCAAGGGCACCACCACCAUCACCACCGCUGCCACCGGCGGAAAGAGAAGAAGCAGAAGUCCUUGGACAGGUCCCCCCAUCAGCUGGCCGAUGGAGAAGCUGUGGCCCAGUCUGGUGAGUCUUCUUCCAAGGACAAGAAGCAGGAACGCGGCCGGUCCCAAGAGAGGAAGCAGCACUCUUCCUCCUCCUCCGAAAAGCAGCGCUUCUACUCCUGCGACCGCUACGGCAGCCGGGACCGUUCUCAGCCCAAGUCUGCCGAUCAGAGCAGGCCCACCUCACCCAACGGAGGGCCAGAGCAAGGUCCACACAGACAGGGUAGUGGUUCAGUUAAUGGGAGCCCCUUGCUGUCGACAUCUGGUGCUAGUACCCCAUGCCGGGGUCGGAGGCAGCUCCCACAGACUCCACUGACCCCACGUCCCAGCAUCACUUACAAGACCGCUAACUCCUCGCCCGUGCACUUCACCAGUUUCCAAACCGGACUGCCCACUUUCUCCCCGGGACGCCUGAGCCGCGGCUUGUCCGAGCACAACGCGCUGCUGCGCGGGGACCAGCAGCCGCCCCCCCCGGCGGUGGCCCGCAUCGGCUCCGACCCCUACCUGGGCCACCGCGAUGAUGCCGACAGCCCCUACCGCGCGGUGCCAGAGGACACGCUCACCUUUGAGGAGGCGGUGGCCACCAACUCGGGACGGUCCUCAAGGACUUCUUACGUCUCCUCCUUGACCUCCCAGUCUCACCAAAUCCGCAGGGUGCCCAACGGCUACCACUACACGCUGGGUCUCAACACGGGCCCCGGGACUGGCACCAGAGGACGUAGUUACUACCACGAAGCCGAUGAGGAUGACUGGUGCUAGCGGCAUGGCAAAACCCUUCAAGGUGUACGUGUUUAAAAUCGAUGAGUUUUAUCAUCUGGAAGGCUGCGUGCUCCAAUGCGCGCGGUGCCUGGGGCCAGAGGGGGCCCGCGGGGCAGCCUCCGCCGCGAGGACUGCUCUGCUCCCAGGUCCGGAGACACUCCUGCAGCCUCUCUCCUCUUUUUUUCUUUCUUUUUUUCUUUUUUUUUUCUUUUUUUUUUUUUUUUUUCACUAGACAAAUCGAGGAAGAAGGCUCCCUCCUUAGGGGGAAGGCAGCGGGGGGAGCACAUCUCUCUCUCCCCCUCUCCCACCUCCCUACUGCCUUGUCUAGUUCAAAGACAUGCGCCAGAUGCCAAAUCUGUGUCACCCACGAGAAGCCGAGAGAAGAGCGGUCCUCACCUUUGACGGCGGAAAAAGCAGACUGUCGAUCCUUUUUGAGAUUGGCGCAGUUUUUGUUGGGCUAUUUCUUAAUUUAUUAUUAUAUUUUUUUCCCUGGUCAGGGUGGGAGUCAGGGGUUGCAAACAGACACACAUGAACAAAGAUCUCAUCCGUGUUUUAUCUCAUUCACCGCUAAGAAGGAAGAGAUCUACCCAAGAAACUGGGAGUGGAGAAACACAGACCAGAACAAAGGACAGUCCAUUGGGACUUGAUGUUCAGCCACAGCAAUCCUUUUCGGCGGAGCCAGUGACACCCCCCCGAGCUGACCAAGCGCUCCGGCAGCCAGGACUCUGCUCUGACACCGCUGCCGUGUGGAUCUCUUUUAUUUUACUCACCACGUCGGGUCCUUCACACUGACACAUGAUAAAGCCACAAGAGAGCUACUUUGUAAGGACUGUUUCCUUGCUGCUGAGACUUUUCCUUCCGUCCCUCUCUCCUGUCGACCGCAACACGCCCUCACUGUUUUGUCUUGUUUACAAUAUAAGCUUGAUUUAGCAAAAAACAACUAAAAAAAAAAAUCCAGAAAAAAAAAAAAAGAGGAAAAAGCGUAGGGGUGAGAAGAAGAAAUGUUAUUGGUUUUAUAUCAAGCUAUUAGAUAGAACUUUAACUUUUCAUUGUGUGCAUUUUUGUAAAUUGUACAGUAAAAAAAAAAAAAGAAAAAAAUACUCUUUAUGUAGAGAAUUAGUCCAAUUGUCAUUCCAGGUCCCACCGUUUCUACCGAAUGCUCCAGUUGUUCACUACUAAGUGCCUAACCUUUGAAAUCUUUCACAGCGACGAUGCAACCUCUUGCUUUGAUGCAUCAGACCUUGGGCGAGCAUGGGGAGGGGCAGGAGGGGAGGGAGGGCAGAGCCGGGAGGAGCCGCUCGUCUCGAAGGUUCCGUGGUGCACCCAACGCCCCGCGUCGCAUUACUGGACAGUGUAUUCGAGUACCAGGUUGGAAGCUUACAGUGGGGAAGGCAAACAUGCUUUGGGGUUGGUUUGGGUUUUUUGGGCCUUUUUUUUUUUUUCUUCUUUUUUUUUUUUUUAAUAUACUUUUAUUGAUGGGAGGGGAGCGAUUGCAGCAAACAAAACUGGCCUUUUCUCUUUGACUAGUGUUUAGGUCCUGCGGGAGAGAUGCAGGUGGAAAAGUACAGCAUCUGCAGAGAUGCUUUUGCAGGAGAAGCAACGUCUUUCACACUGCAUGUCAAGUCACAGUUGAGCUGUGAGAGCUCUGGCUAUGUUCCACGGUGCAUAAUUUGUGUUGAGGGCAGUUGGAGAGAGUCUUGUUUUUAUUGCCUGUUAAGAGAAGGUUAAAAAAAAUAAUAAGCAAAACCUCUAACUCUGAUUCUCAGGGAUGAGAUUUCUGUGUUCUUGUAAUGACUCUUGCAUUGGACAAUUUCUUUCUUUUGUGCAUGUGUGGAUUUCUGCACUUUGAGCCUGAGAAAGAGGCAGCCACGAUGUGCUUGGUGGGGAGGGAGCACUGAAAGAAAAGCCUGGGCAGGACCUUGUGUCUGUGGUCUGACGAACCGUCGUAGGGCUAAUUUGGGGCACAGGGCAGCCAGAGGACACGUAGUACAUUGACAAAAGGUUAAAGGAGGAAGGGUGGGAGGUGCCAGACGAGCGCAUCGCUAAAAAUGCUGAUAGGAAAGAACAGAGGGUUGGACAGAUGAAUUUUUUCAGAGGAUCUACCAAGCCCCAGAACUGUGAAACUUCUCCAGGUCACUUAGGACAGGUAGAGAUCCUGCUGGACCCUGGUGAUUCGUUUUGUCGCUGGGGUGGUUGGAGGUUAUUGGAUGCUGCCAAAAUUCUCAGGAGGUCUCGUGUGCUCUUGGCAAAAGUAAUUCAGCCUCAGGCAGGGAGCAGUCUGCUGUAGGGUGGCUCUUCACAUCUCCUGUAGCUUUUCCGUUGAGGAAAUUCAACCUGGUUUUGUUUCCUUCUGUGUUUUUUUUUUUUGUCCUGUUACUAAAUAAUAAUCUUUGGCCAAUCUCAUCCCUGGAUUCUGCUAGAUAACUCCUGUCUAGAACUCUGUCUCUGCAUUUAUGUGCACUUUGAAUAAAAGAAGUGCAGUAGCCGGAGGUCCGCCAUGAGUAACAGCUGUAAUUUGCAAACGGAGGGCUAUGCAACAAGAUGACACGUUCAGAAACACAUCCAAACCACCAACAGUCAGAAAGACCUUCAUCCGUUCUGUAGCUUUAUCUGCUGGAUUUUCCUGUUUCGGGCUUCAGCAUGAUUGUGACCAAAUGUUUUAUACAUUUUCCUUAUAUGAAGGCACAAACACUUUAUUUGAAAUUUUAAAGAAAACGCUACUAUUUUACUCCAGGAAGUAAAGGAGAGGGAAAACGUAAUCUCUCUGACAGUGCAUGCAAACAUUGUACCCACACUGGAAAGCAAAAGAGAUGUCUUUCUGUACUGAAUAAUUUUGUCUUUUUCUCCACUCCGCCUUUCCCCUUCUACCAUUUUAGAUCCUCAAACCCACAGCCCCGCACUAACACACCAUCUGGAAGCGCACAGCCAAACUAUGGCCUUGGGUCACUCCAAUUCCUAGGCAGAACACGAAGAAGAAUCUCAAGUUGUCUAAUCCUCCACCCGCCUCAUAGGGGUCGAUGCCAGUGACAGACAAGCCUGACCACAAUUGUUCAUAACCCUUUUCCUACCUUUUUUUACAAUCUCUCUGCUGUCUCUUCAAUGCAUACAUGAUAUUUCUAAGAAUCCUCAUAGUGAGUUGCCAAACUUGAAUUGCACCGAUCAGUUUUCUGCAUCCAGAACCAGUCUCGUAGUGGCUGUACUUUGAAUAAGUAAUGUUUGCAUGUAAAAUAUAUACAUAUAUACAUAUAUAUAAAAAGUAUGUGCAUGGAAAAUGUUUAUCUUCGUACUUUUUUGAUACAAUGUAUUCAUCAGUUGUUAAUUUUUAAUUAUAUUUGAUAUAAAUUGGGGGUUUGUUGCAAAACUUUAUAUUUAAAAAAACAGUGUUAAAAAUUAUAAAAGUUCCAACCAUGCAACACAAGCGGAACUUUACCCAAAAAAAAAGGGGAAAAAAAAGAAAAAAAAAGGUUCUGUGAUUGCCUAGUUUGCUGCCUGAGUAAUAUUUAUCAGCCAAACUUUGAAUUCUGCAGUUGUUUCUACAAUUACAUUUUGUAUGAAGCAAAGUCCUUGAAUUAAAAUAAAAACUUAGCAAAAAACCUUACAAAUUCAAA